UCCCAGGGUAUCCAGCAGCUCCUGCAAGCAGAGAAGAGGGCAGCGGAGAAGGGAAGGCCCGACGACUGAAGCAGGCGAAGGAGGAGGCCCAGAUGGAGGUGGAGCAAUACCGCAGGGAGCGUGAGCAGGAGUUCCAGAGCAAGCAGCAGGCGGUGAGCUGACGGGCAGCAGGGGUGGACCCGCCCAGGUGCAAAUUAGUGGGCGCCUCCUGUGAGACGUGUGCAGGUGCCUCAACAAGAAACUGGGGUGUGAGGGGACUGAAGGGAUCCUGGCAACAUCCAUUGGGGGCGGGGUUCACAGUCUGUGUGGAGUGUGGCAACAUCGAUGGGGGAGCAGCCUUCACAGUCUGUGUGGAGUGCGGCAACAUCGAUGGGGGGGGGGCAGAGUUUUAUGGCCAUCGUGGUGAGGUUUUAGACUCUGGGUGAGAAAUCGGGAUUGUGCUGACCUGUCUGGUACCCAGAUGUUUUUGUGGGGUGCAUGUAGUUUUGAAAAGGUUUUCCAAGCUUUAUUCGGGAUCCUCCCUUCUGCACGCUGGGACCUUUCUUUCUCUGUUUCUGCUUUUUUCUUUCUUUCCCUCCUCCCCCUCCCCCAGGCCAUGGGCUCUCAGGGUAACCUGUCUGCUGAAGUGGAACAGGCCACCAGACGCCAGGUCCAGGGCAUGCAGAGCUCCCAGCAGAGAAAUCGGGAGCGUGUCCUGGCUCAGCUUCUUGGCAUGGUCUGUGACGUCAGGCCCCAGGUCCACCCCAACUACCGGAUCACUGUCUAGGACAUCAUAGGGACAAUGUCCCUAGAGGCUGACUCCUGCCAGCUCCUUCCAUAGAGAAAUAUCCCAACUGGAAUCGCUUGCUUGUGUAGCAUGCACAGAGUCCUGGCUUUGAUCCCUAGUACCCCCGCCCCAUCACUUCACAUCAUAACCUGUUCCCAGGAGAGAUUAUCCUAGGGGACAGGAGCCAACAUUCUCCCGCAAGGCUUACAUCCUACUCAAACCCGAACCUCUGUGUUCCAUGAGACCACUGGAACUAUACUAAGGAAUGCCCAACUCGUCCUCACCCGAGCCUUCUGUAAGACAUGUGACAUGGUGUCGGGGGUGUGGAUUGCACCCUGACUUCAGAGCUCACCCGAGUCUUCUGUGAGACAUGUGACAUGGUGACGGGGGUGUGGAUUGCACCCUGACUUCAGAGCUGGCGGGUUUGGGCUCCUCUCCCUCCUCUGUUCCUUGCUGGCUGCUAGACUGGGACAAGCUAUUUAACCUGGAAGCCCCAGUGCCCUCCUGUUUGUAACUGGUAUGAUAGCAGUGUUCGCCCUGAAAGGUGGUGCUGUGACCCGUGCUGUAAGAAGUCAGCACAGCUCCAGAUGGGCACUAGUUGUGAUUCGAUGUAUGACAAGCCUGUGUUAUGAUCACCAUCCCGACCCCCGCUUGCCUGCCCGAGUCCGAAUACUCUGUUCUCGGCACUCCGUGAUGCUCGGUCAUUGUGACUCUAGCAAUCUCUAAAGAUUGUCUGUGCUGCUCUUCCCAGGCACCUCAUGGCCCCUGAAAAGUCAGUAUGAUAAUGCCAUUUAGCCCCUCGCAGAGUCCCAAGUGUAUGUUGAACCCCUUAGCGCCUCUCUCUGGUUCUCGUGAGUGGGUCUCUCCCUUUGGCUCUCCUUCCCUGUUUUCCUGAAGCCUACUGCACCUCAGAGCUGAAGGAUGCAGUGACACCCACAUUCACGGGUUCCUUUCUGUGCCCUCAACACCUCGCUUCCCCGUGCAACAGCAGUGUCAAUAAAGUAUCCACCACGCGUCACUUGGUGAUGAGAGUGGCCUCUUCUUGCCUCACCCUUUCUCAUUUUGGUUCACUCGCCUCAGAUCUCUGCAAGAGGCUGAGCUGGGACGCUUUUGGAAAAGCAAAAACACAUAGUAAUGUAUUCAUUUCCCUCAAACAGGAACACGUGUGGCUCUUUGGGAACCAAGGCCUGCAUAGGAUAACAGUAAGAGACAAGCUGGUGUGUCGGGACAGGCACUCUGCACCUUCCCUUGUUCUACCUUCUUAUUAGUGCCUGGUGUGUGUGUGCGUGUGCACGUGUGGUGUGUGUCUGUGCAUGUGUGUCAAAGAGAGAGGGGGAGGGAAGGAGGGAGAGAGAGGAGAGAAAGAGAGAUGGAGAGAGAGAGAGUCUCACGGUGUAUCUUACUAUGUACCCCUAACUGUCCUGGAAUUUGCUAAGGAGACCACCUGGCCUUGAACUCACAGAGAUCCACAAGCCUCUGCCUCUUGAGUACUGGGAUUAAAGACGCGCCACCACGCCUGGCUUGACAUUGUGUGUUUAGGUCUUUGCUCUCAUUAUGUAAAGUAUCAGAUGAUAGGCUGUUGUGUCCCCAGAGCCCAGGAUAGCACUCGGCACAUGAUUGGCAGCUGGCGAAUACCGUAGAGUGAAAUGAUGCUGGGGUGGGGACCGCUCUGUGACUCCCGUUCUUGCAGCAGCUCUCCUCACUACGGGAGGGGCUCCUCUCCUUUCGCCCAGUGAGAAUCAGUGAGGUAACCUAUAGUCUUUUCUUGCAUGACUUUUCUGUAGGUAGACAUAAAAGAAAGUCCAUUUAUGCCAGAUAGCUCACUAAUGAAAGACCUAAGAAACGGCUCCUCCAAGUCUAGACUGGCAGACCGAGGGGCCCAUUGGCGGUAGUGUGGGUGGUAGGUCAUUCACAGGAGCAGGGAGACCGAGGGGCCCAUUGGCGGUAGCGUGGGUGGUAGGUCACUCUCAGGAGCAGGGAGACCGGAGCAGCUUCUCAUCAAAAAGUCGUCUUCCUCCAUCAUCAGAGCUCUCUGAUCCACGCGGAUCCACCGGAGACGCCCGUCACCGGGACACAGUCUGGGAGAAGGGCUCUGUGUCUUGCAACUUCUUUCUGAGAGUCUUCUCUAAUCUCAUGAGGGGGGAUGUGUCAAUCCAGAAGAAAUAGCUAUGCGAAAUCAACCAGAGUUUUGAAGUAGGAGACAGACGUGAUGGGAAAUUGGGAUGCUUCCAUCUUGGUGUGACCGUGCUACCUGGACUGCUUCGGCCGUCUUGCUUUAUUCUCUGUUUGCUUAUGUUUAUAGGAGUAGUUGAGCAGGGCACGGUGCCUUUAAUCCCAGCACUUGAAGGCUGAGGUGGGAGAAUUGAGGGUCUGAGGCUAGUCUGGGCCAUAUAACAGACUCAAACUCACUGACAAAGAAAAGGAAUCACGUAAGACGAGGCCUCUCCUUGCUCUGGGCCACUGGCCCAGGUUAAAGCAUUGCUAAAAUCACUAUGAACGUUAACAAGUUAUUUAAGUGUUUAUCAUAAGGGCUCCUCUGACGUUCACCAACAGGUGGGGCAAUUUGACUCUCUACGGACAGCUGUCGGACAAUUCCUUUCU
This is a messenger RNA of Alexandromys fortis (reed vole), 3367 nucleotides long. It is a transcript of the gene Atp6v1g2, whose product is annotated as ATPase H+ transporting V1 subunit G2. Gene Ontology annotation, biological process: proton transmembrane transport. Lineage: Eukaryota; Metazoa; Chordata; Mammalia; Rodentia; Cricetidae. The transcript is spliced from 3 exons. Gene Ontology annotation, cellular component: vacuolar proton-transporting V-type ATPase complex. Gene Ontology annotation, molecular function: proton-transporting ATPase activity, rotational mechanism. The record is from RefSeq and is a predicted model, not a curated record. Bases 461 to 766 code for a protein of 101 amino acids.